Messenger RNA from Branchiostoma belcheri (Belcher's lancelet), 1227 nucleotides. Its product is annotated as mucin-17-like. NCBI's taxonomy places the organism in Eukaryota, Metazoa, Chordata, Leptocardii, Amphioxiformes, Branchiostomatidae. The transcript has 7 exons. Bases 1 to 1227 code for a protein of 408 amino acids. The record is from RefSeq and is a predicted model, not a curated record.
AUGAUACAGUUGUACCAAGCCCCUGCGAAGCCGACCACAAGAAGUCCAAGUACACCGGAAAGUGCUAGCACAUCGUCUUCCGCAACGUCUACAUCACAUGGUGCCACAAGCACAACCUAUGCCACAACGGAAGAGCUAGGUACAACUGCGCAAAGAAGCAGAGUUCCCACUUUGCCUGUAAAAACAGAGCAAAGCACUUUGAUGUCAACGCUGGCAGAGACCACCACCACAGUGGCAAGUACAACAACAGAAAGUGCUAGCACAUCGUCUUCCGCAACGUCUACAUCACAAGGUGCCACAAGCACAACCUAUGCCACGACGGAAGGUCAUUCCACUAUAGUUGAAACUACAGGGCAAUCUUCGACUGGCAGUACGUAUGGAGCCGAGUCGACUACAAGCAGUCCAAGUACACCAGUAAUAUCGAGUACAGCUUCAGAGUCUACAACAACAGAUCAAGGUAGCACCUUGCAAAGAACCACAUUUCGUACAGUGCCGGCAACAACAGAUCGAAGCACUGUAACAUCAACUCUUCGAGAGACCACAGCAGUUAGUACAACUUCAAAGCAGACAAGUACUCCUGAUUUUUCUUCCACAAUGCCUUUGACACUAAGUGCUACAAGCCCUAUUGUCAGUACAUCGGAAGGGCAUUUAACGAGUGGACUGUAUACAGUUCAUUCUACAGCCCGAUCGACAACAAAAUUUACACCGAUAGAGGAAAGUUCGACUGCGCACAGAACCACAGGUACUACUUUACCAGUAACAACAGAUCAAAGCACGUUGACGCCUUCCUUGACAGAGGCCACAAUGGCUACUACGACUUUGGAGAUGGAAGUCCCAGCGAGAAUUGGAUUGGAAGUCACCCUUGGGGCCCUGGAAUGGGAUGCGGAAUUGUUAGUCGUCACUAGCAACCAGUUUAGAGGCCUUUCCAGUAUUUUGAUAGACAAGAUAUCCGAGUACUUAAAUCCCAGUGGGUGGAGCACGACUUUCCACGGCGCUACAGUGAUACAAUUUUACGAAGGCAGUGUGGUAUCUACGGUUCUUCUGAACUUUAGUACUCCCUGCGUAGAAAUGGAAGAGGUAGAAGGAUUUUUAACUGAGUCAAUUGCUACCGACGGCAACAACACACUGGGAAUCGUUCUACGGACUACCUACGAGAUUUGCUCCAAUGAUUACUGUUCCAACGGGUCAUCUUGCGUCUUGGUCGGCUCUGAUAGGAAAUGCAGGUAA